This is a messenger RNA of Paramecium pentaurelia, 1879 nucleotides long. Lineage: Eukaryota; Ciliophora; Oligohymenophorea; Peniculida; Parameciidae. The record is from the annotation of a GenBank genome assembly.
AUGUCUCUGCAAACCAAAAAUAAUUAAGUAAUUUUUAUAUAAUAAUUUAGAAAACAUUAAGUUUAAGUAACAUUUGCGCAAAACAUAAAAAAGAAAUAAUUAUGAUUGAUAUAGAUUCAGAGAAUAAAAAAGUAGAAUAAAGAUUUGCUUGUGUCUAAUGCAUUAGUGAUAAUCCUUAGUGCUAAUAUAAAACAAUAGAAGAUAUAAAUUAGAAGUGGAAUGAAAAAUUGAAAAAAGAAGAUCAUAUUUUUAAUGAUUUAAAGUCAAAUAGGUUAAAAAAGAAAGAAAAAUUGAAUUAAAAAAUAGCUGAAAUGAGAAAAAAUUAUAUUUUAUAAUUAGAUGAUAUUAAUGAAACUUUAAGAACAGGAUUUUCAUUUACAACAACUUAAGCAAGAGAGAUUAAGAAAUUUAACUAAGAUUCUAUACAAUAAUUAAGUAAAGAAGAAUUAAAUUAACAGAUUUAAAGUUUGAUUCAAAAUAAUUAAGAAAAAUUAAUUUAGGAUUCGAAAAUUGAGUUAAUAAUAAAAAGAGACUCUCGAAUUUCUAAAGAAAUUGAAAACAAAUUAGAACAAUUAAAAUAACAUGAUUAAUUAGACAUUUAGGAAUCAAUAAAUAUUUUAUAUGAUAAAACAAGUAAUAAGAAUUUUUUAAUAUUAGAUGAUAACCAAAUCCAAGGAAUUUUCUAACAUAUAUAACAAAUUUAAGAGAGUACAAUGGUAAAUUAAGAAUAAUUGAUUAGAAAACAAGAGUUAGAUGAAUUUAUUAGUUCUUCAACAUAAAUUUACUGUUAGAUAGAUCUAUUUAAUCAAACAAUUAAAAAAUUUUAAGAUCACUAAAUAAAAAUUAACUCAAUUAAUGAUAAAAUUAAAUUAUUCCAAGAUAAUUAAUAUUUUAAAAACUUAUUAAUAUAACUUCAUGAUUAUAAGGAUAAGUUUGAAAAAGAUUUUAAGAAUUUCAAAAAAUUUUGUGAAAUAGACAAAUUGGAGAAAAAUAUUGAGACUUUGAAAAAAGAUUAUAAGAAAUUGGAAUCUGAAAGUAAGAAUAUUUUUAUAAAUUAGAAAACAAUAUAGAGAAUGAGUACAAAGUUGAGCGUCAGACUUAAGAUAAUUUAAUUAAGGAGUUAACAGAUUUAAAAUUAGAAUCAUAACACUUAAAAGAAGAAUAGAGAUUAUUAAAUGAAAGAUUAAAGAAAGAACAAAAUAAUAAUGACUAACUUUUAUAAUAAUUAAGAGAAUAAUAAAUAAACUAUUAAAAUUAAAUUGUAUUACUAAAUUAAUAGAUCCAAGAUAAGGAUAAUUUAAUAACAGAAAUAUAAUCAAGGUUAGAUAAAUUAGGCUUAAAUAUAAAACCAGAUUUACUUAAAGAUUAGUACUGGAUCACACUAAUUAAAAUUCUCUAAUAAAAGGUUAAUAAAUAAAUCAAAAAUUCAAUUUUGAUCUACACAGGCACAAAAGAUGGAUUAAAUAAUUAAUAAUAUUGGAGCAAGGUGAAUGGCAAAGGUAAUUUACUUAUGGUCUUCAAAUCAAAAAGUGAUCAUAUUUUAGGAGCAUAUUCACCUUGUAUAUGGGAAUCAUGUUGUGGGAAAUAUGUAGCAGAUAAUACUUUAUCUUCUUUCAUAUUUUCAUAAACUAAUGAUUAAGUUUUUCCUUUGAUGAAAGAUACUAAAAAAUAUGCUAUCUUUUGUCAUUCAAAUUAUGGACCAAUAUUCGGUAAUGGAUAUGAUAUGAAAAUAGGAGGUGAUUUUAAGGAUGGUUAUUCUAAAUUAGGUAAUUCAUAUUAAUAUUCUUGUUAAAACUAUGGCGAAUUUGAGCCAAAUUUAUUUGGAUAAAAAAAACCAGAAAUAAAAGAAUGUCAAAUCUAUGAAUUAUAAUUUUUUUGA